Botrytis cinerea B05.10 is the source of this 851-nucleotide messenger RNA. RefSeq names its product Bcfcy1 (gene Bcfcy1). The record is from RefSeq and is a predicted model, not a curated record. Lineage: Eukaryota; Fungi; Ascomycota; Leotiomycetes; Helotiales; Sclerotiniaceae. Gene Ontology annotation, molecular function: diaminohydroxyphosphoribosylaminopyrimidine deaminase activity. Bases 307 to 786 code for a protein of 159 amino acids. The transcript has 6 exons. Gene Ontology annotation, cellular component: nucleus; cytoplasm.
GGACCUAGGCAGUCGGACGUGGUGAGAUUAUCUCGGUUUUAUGUACGAAUCCAUCGUACGUACUAAACAAACGGUGUCGCCCCGGUAUGGUAUGGAAUUCACAAUUUCAUGGAUAAAACCAAUCGAAUUUGUCAGAGAAAGGGAAACAUCCUUGAUCAUUCCGUUCGUCGAGAUAUCAUAUCUCGUGCAGUGACUUAGAAAUAUAAAUAUCUAGAAUCAGAGACCUGACUUUAUCUACCACCCCUCCCCUCAUUCUUCCUUUUCCCCCAAUCGAGCUUCAUCAAAAACCACUUACUACGUGUAGUCAUGGCUUCCCUGAGUGACCAAGAAGCCUUUGCAAUUGCAGUCGAAGAAGCCAAGAUUGGUUAUGAAGAAGGUGGCGUCCCGAUUGGUGCAGCUUUAGUCUCAAGAGAUGGGAAAUUGUUGGGCCGGGGCCAUAAUAUGAGAGUCCAGAAGGGGAGUGCUAUUCAUCAUGGAGAGACAUCCGCUCUAGAGAAUUCGGGUCGCCUCCCUGCCUCAGCUUAUAAGGGGUCCACCAUGUAUACAACAUUGUCUCCAUGUGAUAUGUGCACGGGAGCAUGUCUUUUGUACGGGAUAUCACGAGUCGUCGUGGGUGAGAACAAUACUUUCCUCGGCGGCGAAGCAUACUUGAAGCAAAGAGGAAUUGAAGUUGUCAACAUGCAAAGCAAAGAGUGCCAGGAAUUGAUGGAAAAGUUCAUCAGUGAGAAGCCAGAAUUGUGGAACGAAGAUAUCGGGGUCGAGAAGAGGGUCCACACCAAGGAAUGAUCAAUACGCUUAACGAUUUGGGUAUCACUUGGUUAAUCGGUGAAUCUCUUGGAAAUAGAAUUUCA